This is a messenger RNA of Haplochromis burtoni (Burton's mouthbrooder), 3427 nucleotides long. It is a transcript of the gene foxd5, whose product is annotated as forkhead box D5. The record is from RefSeq and is a predicted model, not a curated record. Bases 1309 to 2355 code for a protein of 348 amino acids. Lineage: Eukaryota; Metazoa; Chordata; Actinopteri; Cichliformes; Cichlidae. Gene Ontology annotation, biological process: anatomical structure morphogenesis; regulation of transcription by RNA polymerase II; cell differentiation. Gene Ontology annotation, molecular function: DNA-binding transcription factor activity, RNA polymerase II-specific; RNA polymerase II cis-regulatory region sequence-specific DNA binding. The transcript has a single exon.
AAUUAAUUUCCUUUUCAAAAAAUACACUCUGUGUCAUUUAUUUUCUUUUGAAUAAUGCAGUUAUUUGACAAUACUGUGAGGGGCGCACCUCACAGUAUUGUCAAAUAAUAGCGCUUGCAGCUUUAGUUGAUGAUUGUAACACUUGACAAAUUCGCCCUUGACAAAUACAGCUACUCUAUUUUUAUUUUUUAUUUUUGGUAUUUGUUACUUAAGCCUUCAUUGAAACAGAUAUGUGAGAACCAUCUCUUGCGCGCACAGUAGGUCCUGUCAGGUGAAGAAAUGGGUGGAGUUUCCCCAACUUAGUCAUUUGCAAUGGAGAUGCUACAGCAGCGCUGUUUUAGCACAUGUCUGAUGUCGGCCAGGUUUGCUUUAAGAACGGCUUUGCAUUACAUUUGUCGCGAUUGUAAAACCAAGGUGCGCGCAAACACAAAGCGCACCGUGCAGCUGUGCCGUUUCCGACUGCGAUUCUGAUGCUGAUGGCCUCGUUAAGGCGACUGCUGCAGCUUUUCUUAACUGGCUGCGGGAAGCCCUACCAUGGCCAUUUUCAUGGUCAAACCACCCACGGGCAUCCAGAGGUGGCAAACUAAACGAACCCACAGGGGGUUCCGAGUGAGAAAGCCUUGAUUUCUUAUCACGUGCUAGGCCUGGUGUUAAAAUUCUCAAGACACCCCCCCGCCCCCACACGCACACACCACUCUGCUGCUGUGCGAUUUGUAAUAUAAAAUGUAAGUUUUAACUUGUUAUUUGUUUCUUAGAACAAGACAGUUACAGGUCGAUGAAGAAUCAAAGAUUUCGAUACCGGCAACCAUAAAAACAAAAACAAAAACAAAAUCCCAAACCCAACAACUAGUAAAUCAGAUGCAAUGUUUUUUGUAUAAGAGUGUGCGCGCGCGCGCACGCCGCGCAAUUUGACUUGUCUCCGCUUCCAGGAUUUGUAUAACUGAAAUAAAACGCGUAAUAAACACAAUAAUAACAUACUGGCACCGUGGUGUUUCUAUGUAUUGUGUGAAUGGGCCUUACGCACAUCAGGACCACGCAAUUCCCCUUUCCUCAUUUGUUUGCUUCCCGGGGCUCCCCGCGGUGUAAGGCUACUCUGAUAGGUCCAGAGGGUUAAUGGGACUGGCCUGGAGGGCAGCAGCUUACUAGGAUAUAAAGCCACAGCUCUCAUCACGAUAGCACAAGAAGUAUCAAUAGAUUCGCUUUUACGCACAGUCGAGGGGCCUGUUGGUUUUUACGCACGGCAAACCAUUAAGGCCUCUUUGGCACAGUUUAGUUUUUACGCGUUUGUGAGAAAUCUUAGGUGUGACCAUGACUCUCUCAAGUGAAUUUGAAGCUUCACAACAUGCCGGAUUGCCUAUACAAGAGGAUGCGAUUGACAUAGUAGGCGAGGAUGUCCACUAUCGAAAUGAGUGCUCUACGGGUUCCUCAGCAGAAUCUGGUGCGGAAUUUGACUCUUCAGAACCAGAAUCGUCGGGGGAAAGCGAGAACAGUUUCUGCGCAGACGCACCGGCGUCAAGGAAAGCCCAGAGCAGCUCGGUAAAGCCCCCGUACUCCUACAUUGCUCUCAUCACCAUGGCUAUCCUGCAGAGCCCGCUGAAGAAGCUAACGCUUAGUGGCAUAUGUGACUUCAUUAGCAACAAGUUUCCCUACUACAGAGACAAGUUUCCCGCUUGGCAGAAUUCGAUCAGGCACAACCUCUCCCUUAACGACUGUUUCAUCAAGAUUCCGAGGGAGCCCGGAAACCCGGGAAAGGGCAACUACUGGUCUCUGGACCCUGCUUCGGAGGACAUGUUCGACAACGGCAGUUUCCUUCGCCGGAGGAAACGGUUCAAGAGAAACCAGCCCGAGUUCGGCAAAGACGGACUGAUGUUUUAUUCCAGCUUUAACUGCUGCCGGCCGUACGGACACCCAUAUAGCAUAACUGGCCAGGUAAGCCACACGGCUGCCUCUUCUGUUCGUUACAUGCCCCUGCAGGAAAGCAUCGUGAUGCCUUCCUCAUCCUACCACCUCCUACCACAACCCCUGAACAGCCACGGAAAGUGCGUUGGGCCUAAAGACUUAAGAGCACAGCUUUGCGCAGCAGAUCCAGCUGAGCCGAAGUCCGGCCCACAGGCAAAGUGCUCCUUCAGCAUCGACAGCAUCAUGAGCAGACCCUCUUCUAUCAGUCAGCACAACUCAAAUCCACAGCAAGGCCCGCACGGUGCUCUCGGUUACGGUCAACUCAUGCCUGGCCCUGCUGCCUGUUUGGUUCCGACCCUCCUGCAGCCUUCAAGGAAUCAGUUUUGCCCUCCUCCCAUCCUGAGCACUGCUCCUUUUAUAAACGAGCACCUCAGACUGUCGUACCCUCGUUGCUGAACCCUUUGAAAACACUUUACAGUGUCUGUAUGUUUGGCGUAGCUCAUUUCUUAAAGAAAUGUUUUUUUUAUUGCAUGAUAUUUAUGUGCGUUAUGUCUGUAAAUAAGAUGUGUUGUAAUAUAUUUGUCAAGGUUGCUUCAGGGGAAAACUUCGUCAAUGUGAAUGUGUUUUUUUUUUAUUAAGUAACGUGGCAAAAUAAAAUGAAUAUGUGGGAAACGAUUGCAAGUUUUGUUAUAAUCUGAGUCAGUGCACAGUGCUCGUAAGAGCUAUAGGUGGAUUUACUCAGAGCAGAAAUUAUUGUUUGUGUGUAAGUUUGAAAAAACACUUAGAUUUUCUAUAUUUCUGUAGUCUUUAUUGAUAUUUGUACCUGAAGUACAGGUGAUGCCAAACUUUUAUUUUAGCUACAGCAAAAAUGACUUACUAUAAUUUAACUGACAGUAUUUACCGUAAGGGUUCAACAUUGUGUUGGCCUGCUUCCUCUUGAUCAAUUGAACUCACUUGUAGUCUGCAGGCUACAAGAAUGAUGACAAAAAUCAGGUUUUAUUAAAGUAAGUCAAUGUCAAAUUAUAAAAACACAUUUCCAACCAGGAAAUGAAUAAAAGCUAUACAAACGCAGGCCUUAAACUCGCACUGGUCAUUGCCGAUAAAAUAAUGAAACUCACUCAAAUGAAAGUUAAUCAGCAGGUUUUAGAAAUGAAAUUCUGUAUCCCUAAUUGGUACUCUCACGUUUACGUGUUUCAUCAAGUAUACAAAAUAUAAUAAUGAUAAUUAAAAGUCACUUUUUCCAUUCUGCCUCAAGGUCGCACUGUUUCCAAAAUAUUGGAGCAGAUGUUAGCGCACUGAAGUUGGUCCGUGUUAUGGGAUGGGCUACUUAAGAAUUUACAGAACACCCAGAAUUCAAGAUCUAUCGAAACAUUUUCAAUUCAGAAAAUAAUAACAAUUAAAUAAAAACGGUACACUCUGAUACUUCUAGAUUUCUGUGACUAUAGUAAUGGCCUGGGUUAGAGUGAAAAGCACACACACACACACACACACACACAGGCGUGUCCGGUUGCAGACCGGUGCCGACACA